Molecule: messenger RNA, 882 nt
Organism: Aspergillus mulundensis
Lineage: Eukaryota; Fungi; Ascomycota; Eurotiomycetes; Eurotiales; Aspergillaceae
Product: SDR family oxidoreductase
Exons: 3
Coding region: 1-882 (293 amino acids)
Cellular component (GO): cytoplasm
Molecular function (GO): oxidoreductase activity, acting on the CH-OH group of donors, NAD or NADP as acceptor
Source: RefSeq, a predicted model, not a curated record
AUGGACUCCAGUGAACACCGUGUUGCCAUUGUCGUCGGAGCAACUUCCGGCAUCGGCGUCGACAUCGCCCGUGAUCUCGCAAAGCGCGGAUGGAAAAUCGCCUGCGUAGGCCGCCGCAUUGAAGCAGGAGAGGCCAUGCUUAGGGAGCUCUCACGGGCCGGCGACAACGUCCGCUUCUUCCCAGCAGACAUAUCGAACUACAACCAGUACGCAAAUGUCUUCAAGGAAGUCCGCAAACUCUGGGGUCGUAUCGAUGCACUAUGCGCGAAUGCAGGCAUCGUCGAUACAUCGUCUAUCUAUAUCUCCGACUGGAAGAAAGAACAUAAGAGCGUUGACGAGAUUCCGCCGGCACCGGAGUUAGAUGUUGUGGACAUUAACUAUAAGGGCGUGGUGUAUGGCACUCAACUCGCGACGCAUUUCAUGAGACAUAAUCCCCAACCGGGCGGUCGCAUUGUGGUUACGGGGAGCAUUGGCGGUGUUUUUCCUCAUAGGACGUACCCUGUGUACUGCGGUACCAAGGCAGCUGUUAACCAGUUUGUCCGUGGUGUUGCGCCGCUUUUGAAGGCGAAGGAGAAUAUCUACAUUAAUGUUGUCAUGCCCGGUGCCGUGGAUACGCCGAUUGUCCCGCCUGAGAUGACGGCUGCGGUUACGCCUGAAUGUUUGACGCCGGUUGAAACGGUCCUCAAAGCGUACCGGACUUUCCUCGAAGACACCACUGGAAUGACGGGCCAGUUGCUGGAAUGCUCCGCCGAGAAGCUGGUCUACUAUUCUCUGCCUGAAUAUGGCAAUGGACAUGUCACCAAGCGGGCUGUCACGGUGUGGGAGCCGCUGUUCCGGAUGUUACAUGGCGAAGACUCGCAGCUGCCGGAUGCCAUUCCUUGA